Messenger RNA from Gambusia affinis (western mosquitofish), 7167 nucleotides. RefSeq names its product calcitonin receptor (gene calcr). Gene Ontology annotation, biological process: cell surface receptor signaling pathway; positive regulation of cytosolic calcium ion concentration; adenylate cyclase-activating G protein-coupled receptor signaling pathway. NCBI's taxonomy places the organism in Eukaryota, Metazoa, Chordata, Actinopteri, Cyprinodontiformes, Poeciliidae. The transcript is spliced from 26 exons. Gene Ontology annotation, cellular component: axon; plasma membrane. The record is from RefSeq and is a predicted model, not a curated record. Gene Ontology annotation, molecular function: calcitonin receptor activity; amylin receptor activity. The coding region runs from base 1212 to 3632 and encodes 806 amino acids.
GCGAAGCAGAGGAAGACCAGUCCCUCGGCGAAGCAGAGGAAGACCAGUCCCUCGGCGAAGCAGAGGAAGACCAGUCCCUCGGCGAAGCAGAGGAAGACCUGUCCCUCAGUGAAUCAGAGGAAGACCUGUCCCUCAGUGAAUCAGAGGAAGACCAGUCCGAGGAGAUAAUUAUGAGAAGGACUGCUGUAAGAAAUCUUGUCAGAGCAGUUAUCCAACAGAUUGUUGACAAGACAGGAAACAGCAAUUACCCUUUAUUUCAAUAUAAUUAUAUCUGUGAUCGACUCUUUAAGAAACUCUGGGUUGAAACAAAACCCAGAGUUCUGAAAAUGAGCCCAGAAAAGAUUGCACUCCAGGGGACCACCAUCUUUAAAGACCUGAUGAAGGAGUGCAAAAACGUAGAGUACAUCCUCCUUGUCCUGGAGGCGGGGACCCCAAUACUACAACGAAAUGUCCUGGUAACGAUGGCAAACAGAUUACAGCCGCAGUGGAACCCCUUUAAGUCAGUGAGAAAGGCUUUCAGGGAAGUGGUACAAAACCUGCGAGAAAACCUACACAGGCUUAUCAUUUGUAAAUGAGUUACAGCCAAAUGUAAAGCCUGAAACUCAGGAAAAGGACUCAUCCCAGAUGUUUCUCCCAGUUCUCCCAGUUCCCAUCUCCUCUCCCUGCAUGAACAUCAUGGCGUAAACGUUUCCACCUAAGACUCUUUCCAGGUUCCAAGGUGAAGCCAAGGUCAACUGAUUUAGUUUUGCUCUGAAUACCUGGACAUCUGCUGGAGUCAUUUCCAGGAGUGGCGCAUGCUGUGACUUUCUGCGGCUGCAGCUUAUCCUCUUCACCGUUUUCUUUGUUGGCCGUUCUGAGUUAGCGCUUUACAUGAUCGCACCUGAUUGCAACAACCCAGAGAUGGCUGUCCAUGAGAACUCCUGCAGAUCAGCAGUUUCUGAAGCACCCAGACCAGCAUGACUGGCACCAACACAACAACGCAUUUGACGUCACUUAAAUUCCCAUCUCUUCCCGAUUCUGACGCUAGAGGACACGAAGGGGGAACCCGAAAAGAAGGGCUGAAGACGAUAUGUGGCAGCAAGGACCUAUUUAAAGGAUGUGCUCACUGCUCGGUCUGCUGGAAUCUUCCAACAGAGUCUGAGAAGGAAGACAAGUCUAGAAAAUGCUGCUGAAAAUAGGAAGGAAAAAAGACUUACCUGUGUGUGGAAGAUAUGAGGUGUGCAGGCUCCUGGUGGAUUGUUUGGUCUCUUCUGGUGCUCAGGGAGGCAGCAGACGCUGGAACGAUCGCAGACACAUCACUCAGUCCUGGACUGAGCACCGAGAUGGGACAGAGCGAGAAGGCGCUGAGCCAAGGUCAACACAGAUGUGUCGAGCCAUCCGAAAGAGAUGGCCAAAAAAACAGAACCGGUCUGUUCUGCGGUCCAAUGUGGGAUGGGUUUUUGUGCUGGAAUGAGACACCAGCUGGGGAAUCGGUAACUCUACAGUGUCCAGAUCACCCUGACCUCGGUGCAACCGAAGAUGUGACCAAAUAUUGUGACAAAUCAGGCAGCUGGGUCCAAACAGGCUCUGCUUGUGGACCACCUUUAAAGAGCAAAACAGAGAAAAUGAGUUUUUUAAAGGAUGCGGCAGGAGAGCCAACCACAGAAGCCAUGUGGGUCAGAACAGAGAAAAAUAUUCUUGAAAAUAAGAACAAAUGCCUAGAGAAAAUGAAGAACGCGCCACCUUAUAAUAAAUCAGGCUUGCACUGCAGUAGGAACUGGGAUGGCUGGCUGUGCUGGGACGAUACUCCAGCAGGAAGCUACGCAUCCCAGAACUGUCCUGAUUACUUCGUAAACUUUGACCGCACAGAACAGGCAAAAAAGUACUGUGGAGCAGAUGGAGAGUGGUUUCGUCAUCCAGCGAGCAAUAAGAUUUGGACCAAUUACACACUCUGUGUGACAACCGAUGACAAGAGGCCAGCGAAACUCCAAGUAGAAGAAAAUGAACAGAAGUGUCUGCAAAAAAUGAAACAAGACCCAGCACUCAACAGAACAGCGCCAUACUGCAGUCGUAACUGGGAUGGCUGGCUGUGCUGGGACGAUACACCAGCGGGUACCCUUGCCUCUCAGAGCUGCCCUGAUUAUUUUUCUGACCUCAACCCCACAGCAAUGGCUACAAAGUAUUGUGCAGAAGAUGGCCAGUGGUUUCGCCAUCCAGUGAGCAACACGACUUGGACUAACUAUACGCUGUGUGUUGACGACAACCCGGAGAUAUUGAGGGCAACUGCACAGUUCUCCCGAAACACUGAGGUGGAUCUCAUCAGUGAAGCCACAGAGAGUCCAGAGGUCCAACAAAAGAAUCGGGAAAUUGUGCGGAAAAAAAUCCUUGACAACCAGUACAAAUGUUUUGAGAAAAUUAACAGAGAUCCACUUUACAACAAAUCAGGUUUGUUCUGCAGUCGGAACUGGGACGGCUGGCUGUGCUGGGAAGAUACUCCAGCUGGAACUUACACAUUCCAAAACUGCCCCAACUAUUUUGAUGACUUCGACCCCACAGAGAAGGCAACAAAGUAUUGUGGGGAGGACGGGCAAUGGUUUCGCCACCCGGAUACCAACAGGACAUGGUCAAACUACACACUCUGCAAUGAAAACACUCAGGCAAAACUAAAGUCGGCUUACAUCCUGUUUUACAUGGCUAUUGUGGGCCAUGCUUUAUCCAUAGCCUCCCUGCUUAUCUCUCUGGCCAUCUUCUUCUACUUCAGGAGUUUGAGCUGUCAAAGAAUCACCCUCCACAAGAACCUGUUCUGCUCCUACGUGCUGAACUCUGCCCUCACCAUCAUCUACCUCGUCACUGUGGUCAACAAUCCCAAAGUGGUGGCCAGCAACCCGGUUAGCUGUAAGGUCCUGCACUUCUUCCACAUGUACAUGUUGGGCUGCAACUAUUUCUGGAUGCUCUGUGAGGGCAUUUACCUGCACACACUCAUCGUGGUCGCUGUGUUUGCAGAGGAGCAGCACUUGCACUGGUACUACCUACUGGGCUGGGGCUUUCCUCUGGUGCCUGUGUCCAUCCACGCCGUAGCGAGGAAAAAGUAUUUUGAUGACAACUGUUGGAUGAGCGUGGAAACCCAUCUGCUCUACGCAGUACACGGACCCAUAGUGGCAGCCCUUCUUGUUAACCUCUUCUUCCUGCUGAAUAUCAUAAGAGUGCUGGUGACAAAGUUGCGAGACACUCACCGAGCAGAGUCCAACAUGUACAUGAAGGCGGUGAGAGCCACCCUGAUCCUGGUGCCCCUGCUCGGAAUACAGUUUGUCAUAUUUCCUUGGCGGCCGGAGAACCGUCUGGCCGGUGAGGUCUACGAGUAUGUCAUGCACAUACUCAUGCACUAUCAGGGUUUGCUGGUGGCAACAAUAUUCUGCUUCUUCAAUGGAGAGGUGCAGGCAGCUCUGAAGAGACAGUGGAUGCAGUACAAAACCCAGUGGGGUCAGCGACGGAAGGACCACUGCUCAAUGCGCUCUACGUCCUACACGGCCACCUCCAUCACCGAGGUGCCGGCCUUCAUGUACCACCACGAGUGCAACGCCGAGCAUCUGAACGGCUGCCACACAAAGGACUCGGAGCUGGUGGCGCUGAAAUCAGGAGACACGUACGCUUAGACUGCGCUUUAAUCGGAGCGUAACGGCAGACACACACCAAGUCAGAAAAGAGAAAACGGUUCUCGGCGAAUAAAUCUCAGAGGCUAAUUUGUCCGGCACGGGGUGAAUAUACGGGUCUGAGGCAGAGCGCUCUCCAGGAGAGAGGAUUAGCUACGAGACUGAAGCAUUUUAUUUACACUUUACUCUUACGUUGUUGCUGCAGCAGCUCCUUUUUUUUUUUUUUUUUUUUUUGAGAACAUUGAUGUCGAGAACUUGCAGCACGAGAGGAGAGCUGUUCAUGAUGUCUGCUGACUUUCUAAAGCUGCUAUUCUGUGUGUGGGUCGGCUCACAGAGACAGAGAGGAAAUCAAAUUACUGCAACUGUGGUGCUUUCUGUUCUUGAUGAUAAUGUGACACUUACGUGGGUAGCAGCUCUAACUCUUCAUGACUUCGACAAACAACAUCAGAGUGAUGAAAACCAUCACUAUGAUUAUUAUUAUUAUUAUUACUAUCAAGCUGAGGACCACAUCAUUCCUAACCUCACCUAUACCAAAGGGUACUGCUUGUUCAUCACAGCUAUGAAGACAGAAGCAGAGGUUAAAUACCCCUCACACACAUUAAGUCAAUAUGACAUGGAAGAGGUAACAUUUCUAGACCCUAUUUUAUGCUUACAGUUCUGGAAUUAUGUACAUAUAUGUAUGUUAAAUUUGUUUCCUUUGACAAAAAGGUGUUUCAGUGUUUUAAAAUGACUUUAUGCUUCAAUUUCUGUUUGCGUUUUCCUUGUUAAUUCCUAACUCUGUGCUACCUGUGUGUCCUGUGAUGCUGCAUUCCUGACGGCGCUGUUGUUUCGAAGUUGCUGUAUCUGUGCCGAUGCUGAAUAUCACAGGGCCGAGAGGUAAAAUGCAUAUUGUAGACAGAAAAAUAAAAUAAAAAAAGAGAACGAUAUAAAGGGUUUAUAAGUCAUAGGAGUUCGUUUUGCUGAGCUAAGUGGAGUGCGGCAUCAGCUUUGCCCGGAGUCCUGAUAAAAAUGUUAUUAUCGCUCCUUCUUGAUCCGCUCUGCGGUUCGUCCUCGGCCAUCGUAGCAGUGCAUUUCUCUGGCCUCUGUGCGUACAUGUAGGGAUUCAUUUCAUAAGCGUGACUGACCAGGAGUGACAAAAAAGAUUCAAUAUGGGCGCAAAUCUUAGUGUUACACUGAAGAGAACCAUCUGGAGUCACGACUUUUACACGAGGGCACAAACAUGAUUUAUUGACUUUCCUUGUUUUCUCUAGCCUCUUAAUUUAAACAGUUUUGAUUAAUUGUUCUCAACAUUGUGAACAUUAAUGUUGUUUUAAUUUUAGGCUUUUUGAUGAUUCAUUUGAGCCAUUUUUGUAUCAGGAUGAAAUGAUUCAGCAGCAAUCAUUUCAAUAAAUCCAAUCAAUAAAUCCAAAAUAAGAAUUAUGGAUUUAUUGGCGAUUUGCUGUCACACACAGAGGGCCAGAAUUACACCAGAAGGCUCAAACAAAUGCACACAUAUGUCCAAAAAUAUGUGCUUAGACGUCCCUCUGCAAGUUACCCAUGGCCAUACUUAACCACAGUGAACAAAGUGGUUCUGUUACAUCAUUAAAAACCCAAAAUGAAAUAACUAUGUGUACGUACCUCUGACUGGAAAUGUAUCAACAAAAAAGUUUGUUAAAAUUAUGUUGUUCUUAUGAAGUUACUUAUAGUCCUUAAAGUAGCGCUUAAAGAUCAAAGCUACAGACACAUUUAAGAACAUUUAAACACAGGCAGAGAAAAUGAUUUAUGUUUAUCAGUAAAAUGGUCAACAUCCAGCAUUUUUAGCUGCUUUUGUAAUCAUAAAUUCUUCUGGCUCAAAUAGAAACUGGCUGCUUUAUGUUAGCAUCACCUGCUUGAGCGCUUCAGGUUAAAAUCAAUUAUUCUCUAGAAAUAGCCGAUAAGGCUGCUGCUCCUCUUUAGGUUCUUUUUUUAAAAUACACACUUUGAGGCAGGUUUGUGUUUUCAAAUAAAUGUCUGUAUCCAAUGUGUAGAAUUGCUCCCAAUGUUAACCUACAGCUUGAAAAGUAAAAGGUUUUCAAGUAAUGUUUUAAAGACUUUCAUACUUUAAAGUUGGAUCUUUAUUCUUCACUGCCCCUGUCUUUACUUUGGGUACCUGUCAUCCGUCUGCCAGUCCAGAGCUGGAAUCUAAACUCUCUCAUUUGUUUUCAACCCUGACGGUGCCUCACACUUUGACUGCCGGACCCAAACUCGGCAAAUAUGUUUCUAAGUACCUCUUCAGUCAUUGUACUACUGAAUUUGGUGCAUGUUUUGCCUGUUUCCGUCUUACAUCUCACAUUCAGAGUUGGGCCGCCUCGGCAGGAAAGGUAAGUAGGCCUUUCCUGCAUCUUGUGUCUUAAUGAUAUGGUUGACGCCAGUUCAUUUUGCUAUUCUGCUAUGUGCCUGUUGUUGGAUCUGGCAUGAGCAGCACCUCAAACUAUUCCUCAAUCCAGCCUUAUAGCCCUAAUGGUAGGAAUGAUCAAUACCAGCCAAUCAGUCUGUGUGUGACACAUGCUUAACCUUUCAAGAUGGUUCCUCUUUGUCCUUCUCUUGCACCUUCGAUUCCUGUCUCCACGGACAUUCGCUUAGCAGUCCUUAAAGAGGGCGGUCACCUUCCUGAUGUCCUCCAAGACCUUUGCUGAGUUAUUCAGCAUGGUGGUUUUGAUGCUCAAAGGGUGAAGGGUUAGGUUUAGGUUUUCUCUCAGUCUCAGAACUCUUCUUUGGACCGCCUCAAGCUGUUUGAAAAACGCAAAUCACAGCAGCAAUGUGACCCCUCAUUAAUAGAAAUCAACUCAUUAAACCUUAGAAGACACUCAGCAGGAUCAAUGUAGAGUUCUACGUACGAGACUUCUCCCAUUCUAAAGGACAGAACAAAGUGCGGCUCUUGUCCGAAAACAUCUUCUUAAUAUUUAAUAUAACAUCUUAUACCAGAUAUAUUUGGUCAUUGGCCAUCCCUUCACAACAAAGUGCUGUUCUCAAUUUGGUUCUCUUCAAGCAUCACUGCUAUAUAAUAAACUCCCAUCGGUUCUUUCUUGAGAACCAUUCAUUGUAUGUCAAUGGAAAGAAUUGACAAGCAUGGACUCGCUGCAAUUGCAACAUGACACUGUCAGACCACAAAGCUGCCGAAGGAUUUAUUUUUUUUGCUUCAUGAUCAGAACUGCCUGAUCAUCUUUGGAUGGGUCUACGUGUGCUAUAAGAAAUGAUGAAGAGAGUGAUUUACAUGGUCACUAAAAGCUGACAAAAAGUUUUUAAAUUUAAAACAAUCUUCAAAAAUCCUAGAGGGCUAUUACGCAAGACCACAUUAAAUGAGUCAAAGAAAUUCAGGCUUCUUUGGAAAUCAUUAAAAAAAAAAAAAAUGUUAGUACUGUCUGUCUGAGGUUUUUUUGUUUAAUUUUUUUUUUUAUCAGCCCUUUGCCAAUAGAAAACGAAGAGUGACAAUCAUUGAUAGAAGAAUGGUUUUACAGAAAAUGUCACAUCCUAAAAAUGUACAUGUUCUAUUUUAUUAUUAAACUCAUCCUCCUCUUCA